This is a messenger RNA of Ricinus communis (castor bean), 1213 nucleotides long. RefSeq lists its product as uncharacterized. The coding region runs from base 223 to 876 and encodes 217 amino acids. The record is from RefSeq and is a predicted model, not a curated record. The transcript has a single exon. NCBI's taxonomy places the organism in Eukaryota, Viridiplantae, Streptophyta, Magnoliopsida, Malpighiales, Euphorbiaceae.
GGUAUUUAAAUAUAAAAUAUAAUAUUUAUCGUCACUGAAGAAGAAAGAAAGAAAAAAAAAAAAAGAAGGUCAAGCUGAAACCAGUAGUUGGGCAGUAUGUAUUUAUAGGCAUGUAGUUUCCUACAAACGAGAGACCCCCGGAUCACCCCACCCGCUAAACCACCCCAAGAGAGCAAGAAUUAAACGCACAAAACCCAAAGCAGACGCUCUUUUAAAGAAAAAAUGGAGGUGGAGAAGAAAGCAGAGGAAACAGCUCUAAAUUCAACAAAAGACACCGAAGCUCAAACACAGCCCAAAACUAAAAGCAAACACAGGCGCAGAAACAUCUGUCUUGCAAUAACUGCUUCCGUCAUCGUCCUCAUCGUCGUGAUAGCUGUGAUCUUAGCAUUCACAGUCUUCAAAGCCAAAGAACCCACCACCACAAUCGACUCAAUCUCUCUAGAAAAUCUCAAAGUAGAUUUGGACGCUGCGAGAAUGGGUGUCGACCUGAAUAUGACUAUGGACGUUGAUCUCACCGUCACCAACCCAAACAAAGUAGGCCUAAAGUACAAGAAUGGUUCAGCUUUGCUGAAUUAUAGAGGUGAACUUGUUGGUGAAGUCCCGAUUCCUGCAGGAAAGAUGGGCGCCGACGAGACCAGACCCAUGAAUGUUACUGUUACUGUCAUGGCGGAUCGGUUAUUGUCUAAUCCUCAGCUUUUUUCUGAUGUGAUGUCCGGAUUGUUGAACGUGAGUACUUUAAUUAAACUUUCUGGCAAAGUUGCGAUUUUUAAUAUUUUCAAAAUCAGUGUGGAUACAACUACUACAUGCGAUGUUUCUGUCUUUAUUGCAAAUGCUACUAUUGCAGAUCAGAAGUGCAAGUACAAGGCAAAAAUUUAGACAACCUCUGUAUUUGUUUCAAGAUAUUUAGUCUUUUUGUCUAGUGUACUAAUUCUACUUGCAGAAUAUGUUCUUGUUCUUUGUUGGCUGGUUGGGAUAAUUAUGUUAUUAUUACGGAGGAGUUACACACGAUUGUACGAUUCUAUACUUCGCCCGUUUUGGGGGUUUUCUGUUUUGAUCUUUACUGUUUGAUUGCCCAGAUACAGACAGAAUUCUUGAUUCUGCUUUGUGAUUAUGCCAAUUCUUGAAUUUGAAUGCACUUCUUUCGCAAUCAAACCAUAUGCUUGUUUUCUAUAUGAAGCCAUUUUUAUGAAAUUGAACUUGUGUGUUGGUCGUC